UUUGCUCCCAGAGAUGGCUCUGGCUUAGGAAUCGCCCGAUGCAGUGAAGCACCUGCUUCCCUUCUGGCGGUUUGCUCACGCCAUCUGCCGGARCCUCCCGCUGGAAAUGCUGGGGGAGACUCGGCUGAGAACACAAAGUGGGAAAAACAGGGAAAAAUGUGCCUAGAACAGAACCACCCGGUGUGUGCCAUCGGGACUGGGAGAAACCAGCUGGGAACAACCAUCUCCAGGAUGCCUCAAAUGUAAAGAAUAAUGAAAGGUUGCUGUGACAGUGCUUUGAGGAUGUGUAGUUUACAGAAGUAGUCAACUCUUCACCCAGCAGUUGCCAGUGACUUCCAGAGUGCUCAUUCUCAUGGGACAGAAGGCUUGGAUAGAGAAGACCUUUUCUAAAAGAGAAUGCAUCUAUGUAAUUGCCAACACCAAAGACGCUACCAGGUGCUGCUGUGGCCAGCUCAUUAACCAGCAUAUUCCACCUCCUCCAAGUAUAACAGCUAAUAAAAAUGGAGAAGAAACAAAGCAAGUGGAAGCUCAGCCAGAGAAAUGGUCUGUCACUAAACACACCCAARCAUACCCAACUGAUGCCUAUGGAAACCUGGAAUUCCAGGGAGGAGGACAUUCAAAUAAGGCCAUGUACAUCCGUGUAUCAUAUGACACCAAACCAGAUUCUCUGCUGCAUCUCAUGGUGAAAGACUGGCAACUGGAACUGCCCAAACUCUUAAUCUCUGUCCAUGGAGGCCUCCAGAACUUUGAAAUGCAACCUAAAUUAAAGCAAGUGUUUGGAAAAGGUCUGAUAAAGGCUGCCAUGACCACAGGAGCUUGGAUUUUCACUGGUGGUGUUAGUACAGGUGUCAUUCGUCACGUGGGAGAUGCCUUGAAAGAUCAUUCUUCCAAAUCCAGAGGACGAAUAUGUGCCAUAGGAAUUGCACCGUGGGGCAUUGUAGAAAACAAGGAGGAUCUAAUAGGAAAAGAUGUAACACGAGUUUACCAAACAAUGUCAAACCCUCUCAGUAAGCUCUCUGUGCUCAACAGUUCCCACACUCACUUCAUUCUGGCAGACAACGGCACUUUAGGUAAAUAUGGAGCUGAAGUAAAGUUACGGCGUCAGUUGGAAAAACACAUUUCCCUCCAGAAAAUUAACACCCGACUGGGGCAAGGUGUUCCUGUGGUUGGGCUCAUAGUGGAAGGAGGUCCCAAUGUGAUCUCCAUUGUCCUGGAGUGUCUGCGGGAAGAUCCCCCUCUCCCAGUUGUGAUCUGUGAUGGCAGUGGGCGAGCAUCCGACAUUCUGUCAUUUGCACACAAGUAUUCAGAAGAAGGAGGGAUAAUAAAUGAAUCCCUUAGGGACCAGCUUCUAGUUACCAUCCAGAAAACCUUUAACUACAACAGAAAUCAAGCUCAUCAGCUGUUUGUCAUUCUUAUGGAGUGCAUGAAGAAAAAAGAACUUAUCACCGUGUUCCGCAUGGGCUCCGAAGGGCAGCAGGACAUUGAGAUGUCCAUCCUGACUGCUCUCCUCAAAGGUACCAAUGCAUCUGCUCCAGACCAGCUCAGCCUGGCUUUGGCCUGGAACCGUGUAGACAUUGCACGCAGCCAAAUCUUUGUCUUCGGACACCACUGGCCACCUUUAGGAAGCCUUACAGCUCCUGAUGGUGCAGCUCCUGAGAAGGAAAAGAAAUCUCCAGUACCUCAGGCUAAAGCAGGCAGAGGGAAAGGAAAAGGGAAGAAAAAGGGAGGAAAAGCAAAAGAAGAACCAGAAGAAGAAACAGACCCAAGGAAACUUGAACUCCUGAACUGGGUGAAUUCCCUGGAGCAGGCUAUGCUGGAUGCMCUGGUUCUGGAUCGAGUGGACUUUGUGAAACUGCUUAUUGAGAAUGGAGUGAAUAUGCAGCACUUCCUGACCAUUCCUCGCCUGGAGGAGCUUUAUAAUACUAGAUUGGGUCCACCAAAUACACUGCAUUUGCUAGUCAGAGAUGUGAAAAAGGGAAAUCUUCCACCAGAUUAUCAUAUCAGCCUAAUAGAUAUUGGUCUUGUUCUGGAAUAUCUCAUGGGUGGAGCCUACCGCUGCAACUAUACUCGGAAAAGUUUUCGGACUCUUUAUAAUAAUUUAUUUGGACCAAAGAGGCCAAAAGCUCUUAAACUGCUGGGGAUGGAGGAUGAUGAGCCUCCUACCAAAGGGAAGAAGAAAAAGAAAAAAAAGGAGGAAGAGAUUGACAUUGAUGUGGAUGAUCCMGAAGUCAGCCGCUUUCAGUACCCCUUCCAUGAGCUGAUGGUGUGGGCUGUGCUGAUGAAACGGCAGAAGAUGGCCCUCUUCCUUUGGCAACGAGGGGAGGAAUCCAUGGCCAAGGCACUUGUGGCUUGUAAACUCUACAAGUCUAUGGCCCAYGAGUCUUCUGAGAGUGAGCUGGUGGAUGACAUCUCUCAGGAUCUGGACAACAACUCAAAAGAUUUUGGCCAGCUGGCUGUUGAACUCCUGGAUCAGUCCUAUAAACAUGAUGAGCAGAUUGCCAUGAAACUGCUGACGUACGAACUGAAGAACUGGAGUAAUUCCACCUGCCUGAAGUUGGCUGUGGCAGCUAAACACAGAGAUUUCAUUGCUCACACCUGCAGCCAGAUGCUCCUCACAGACAUGUGGAUGGGGCGCCUGCGCAUGCGCAAGAACCCCGGCCUUAAGGUUAUAAUGGGAAUUCUCUUCCCUCCCACCAUCCUUUUCCUGGAGUAUCGGAGUUACGAUGAUCACUCCUACCAGACAUCAAAAGAAAAUGAGGAAGGCAAAGAAAAGGAGGAGGAAAAUGCGGAUGCAAAUGCAGAUACAGGCUCCCGAAAAGGGGAUGAAGAGAAUGGAAAGAAAAAACAAAAGAGCCUUCCAAUUGGAACAAAGAUCUAUGAAUUUUAUAAUGCGCCUAUUGUCAAAUUUUGGUUUUACACAAUAUCGUACCUUGGGUACUUGAUGUUAUUUAAUUACAUCAUCUUGGUGCGGAUGGAACGGUGGCCAUCAGUCCAGGAAUGGAUUGUCAUCUCCUACAUUGUGACAUUGGCUUUGGAGAAAGUCAGAGAGAUUCUGAUGUCAGAGCCUGGCAAGCUGAGCCAAAAAAUCAAAGUUUGGCUCCAGGAAUACUGGAAUAUUACUGACCUGGUGGCUAUUUCAGUAUUUAUCAUAGGAGCAAUUCUUCGUCUGCAGAACCAGCCUUACAUGGGUUAUGGAAGAGUGAUCUACUGUGUAGAUAUCAUUUUCUGGUACAUUAGAGUACURGAUAUCUUUGGUGUGAACAAAUAUCUGGGACCUUACGUCAUGAUGAUUGGAAAGAUGAUGAUUGACAUGCUGUACUUUGUGGUCAUCAUGCUGGUGGUUCUGAUGAGUUUUGGGGUAGCCCGCCAGGCCAUCCUGCACCCAGACGAGGAGCCGUCCUGGAGGCUGGCUCGCAACAUCUUCUACAUGCCCUACUGGAUGAUCUACGGAGAGGUGUUCGCUGACCAGAUAGACCGUAAGAGUAGAAUUCAUAUCUAUGCCAUGGAAAUCAAUCCUCCUUGUGGCGAUAAUCUUUAUGAUGAUGAUGGUAAACGCCUCCCUCCGUGCAUCCCAGGGGCCUGGCUCACUCCUGCUAUUAUGGCCUGUUACCUUUUGGUAGCAAAUAUCCUGUUGGUAAACCUGCUGAUUGCUGUCUUCAACAAUACSUUCUUUGAGGUAAAAUCAAUAUCCAACCAAGUGUGGAAGUUCCAGCGGUACCAGCUGAUCAUGACAUUCCAUGACAGACCUGUCCUCCCCCCACCAAUGAUCAUCUUCAGCCACAUCUACAUCAUCAUCAAGCGCAUCUGCUGCCGCUGCAGGAAGGGGGAUGGAGACCAGGACGAGCGCGACAGGGGGCUGAAGUUAUUUCUGAAUGAUGAAGAGCUAAAAAAACUGUAUGAGUUUGAAGAGGAGUGCGUGGAAGAAUACUUCCAAGAGAAAGAGGAUGAGCAGCAAUCAUCUAAUGAUGAACGCAUCAGAGUUACAUCAGAAAGAGUUGAAAAUAUGUCUAUGAGGCUGGAAGAAGUGAAUGAAAGAGAACAUUUUAUGAAAGCUUCUCUCCAGACAGUGGACCUGCGGCUCUCUCAGCUGGAAGAGCUCUCUGGUCGGAUGGUGAAYGCUCUGGAGAAGCUGGCGGGCAUCGACAAAUCCGAGCUGACGUACACGCGCUCACGGGCUUCGUCAGAGUGUGAUGCUGCUUAUCUCCUGAGGCAGAGCAGUGUUAACAGCUCUGAUGGCUACAGCAUGUACAARUACCACAUCAGUGGGGAUGAGUUAACCUUCGAUGACAGCACCACUACCAUGUCRCCAGCCAUGCGUAGAAAAUCCCACUCUAUUGGUACCAAAGAAGAUGGGGCAGACCCAAGGAUGCUGGCUCCAGAACACCCCACUGGACUCCAGACCUCGAGUGCUAAUGCAGUGGCCACAGCAGAUCCCAGUAAAUCUGCAUUUGAAAUUGCACAGAAUGUUUCCAGACCCCAUUCUGGUUCAGUUGGGAGUGGAAAACAGGGGGUUUUCAGUAGCGAUGGAAUGAUUCCUCAAAGUGUAAACCAGAUGAAUGCUGUUACRAACAGUCAGUCAGUAGCAGGAUCAGAUUUUCAGAAAACUCAGUUAAAAGUAGAACGUACCAAAYUAGAAGCAACCAUCUCUUAUCCCUUGGACAAAUCCAAAGCAAUGCGCUAUUUUCCUCCUGAAACUUUCAGUACUUGCCAAACCACUAUGAUGAAAUCAAGGAGCUUUAUAUUUGCACAAGGYGGGAAGCUGGUUGGAGGCGUUAACAACUGGACCUCAGAGUAUAGUACCAUUAUGGAUCAGGUGUGCCCUUCUACACUUGAGCAGUGGGCCACAGAGUGGAAAUACGAAGUUGAGCAGCAGCUGUCUCAAGAGCCUCCUCCAGAAUACCCUGGGUUGAUCUCCGAAGCAGAAAAGCAAGCAGAGGAGAAGCAGAUGGACACAGAUGAUGAUAGUAACGUUGGUGAAGCAGGUAUGAGUGCCUCUUACACCUCUAUGCCUGCCACUGUCAAGGCUGAGAAAGAGAAUUUACUGUCCAUAAAGCCAGAAAGGACUUCUGGGUUCCCAUCAGUACGCUCAAAGAGUUUGCACAGCCAUUCCCGGAAAGCCAAGUCUGUGAAGGACAAAUUAAAUAGACCAGGACAUGCCAGCAGUGUAACUAAUUUGACGGUAGCAUUUGGCAGUACAACAGAAGAACAGAAAACUAGGCAAGAAAAUGCAUCCACAGAAACKGAAUGUUAAAGUGGCUUAUGGCUCCUGUUUUACCAAGUCAAGAAAGCAGUGUGACUAACUGAACAAAUUAGGGAUUUUAAAAUUAAUUUUGRAAGAAGAAUUUUGAAUAUAUGUGUUUUUUUUUUCUUUUAAACUUAGUAGAUACAUGUUCUGUUCUUAAAUAAAUGCUUGCUUGUUUGGGUGAGAGGGAGAUGUUCUCUCAGGGGCAGAUAAAAAGUAGGUGCAGUCCACAGAUGCCAACAAUAUAGAUCUUCCUUUGUUCCAUUUCAACCUCCCUCAUAAGCUCAUUUACAGACAAGCUCUUUAUAAMAGUUCUUAAAGGAAGAACAAUAUUAUAAUACAAUAAUAUUAUCAGAAGACUUCUCAAACUGAACAAAUUUUUAACCAGCCUUAGUUUUAUCCUUAUUUAGGCAGCUGGUUUCUUUGUGGCCAUGUUGUUUUUCAGAUUAAAAAAAAAAAAAAAAAAAAAAAAAAAAAAAAAUAAAAAAAAAAAAAAAAAAAAAAAAAAAAAAAAAAAAAAAAAAAAAAAAAAAAAAAAAAAGUUGUUGGAGGCAAGGAAAAAUGAUGCAGUCCCCUCUUUCACUUCUGAUUUCAUGCAUGCUGCUCAGCUUCUCUUUCGGAAUGGCACAACAUAGCAGUUUUCAUCCACUAAAAUAGGUCAGAGUGGCCAAAUGCAGUUGUGUUUGGAGAAAUCUGACCUGGAAAGCCAUGUAUAAGCGUAUUCUUAACCUGUCCUUGAACUUCAGUGGCAUAACGUUGCUUUCAGGAUCAUAUCUGUCCCCAACCAAAAGCAUGCUGACAGCCUUAAACUGUUGAAAAACAGUGAUCAUUGUUUCAAAAUGUUUAGGGAGAUUCUAAGAAUAUUAAGUCCAUGGAGAUUUUAAUAAUUGAAAUCCAAGAACUGCAUUCRUGUUUUAUAGAAAUGAGGAUUACARUAGAAGUCCAUGUAGAAUAAGAUUCUGGCUUUUCUUAGACGCCUGCAAGGGAAAUCAAAUCAAAACAAAACAGAAAAGGUGUUCUGAUCAGGUGAGAUCAAAAUAUAGCUGAUUUGUGCUUGAAGCAAAUCUACUGUGACAAAUUCAUCUUUUGUUYUGCAAUUUCAUUGUGACAACACAUGAGGAACAAGGAACAGUUUCUAGGAGUCUGUCUAAACAAAAGAUAAAUUUGCCAGAUGAAGUAGAAAUUCUGUACAUUUUCUUGAGUUAAUUUUGAAAACAAAUAUCAGAGGGGAAAAAAGCCUCUACAGCAAGUGUUUUGAUUACUGAGASUGGAAAUCAAUAUCUGUAGUUAGAUUUACCCAGAUCACUUGUCUCAGCAGUGGAAUCCUAAGUACUAGGUUUUGGUCAUUUUCUUCAUAAUAGUAUAAUGUUAUUUGCUUCAUUCCUGCCUGUUAAGUUUUAGAAAYUUUGAUUUCCCAAAUAAUUAGCACCUCUCUUUGCAGG
This is a messenger RNA of Malurus melanocephalus (red-backed fairy wren), 6684 nucleotides long. It is a transcript of the gene TRPM1, whose product is annotated as transient receptor potential cation channel subfamily M member 1. Bases 353 to 5251 code for a protein of 1632 amino acids. Gene Ontology annotation, biological process: protein tetramerization; calcium ion transport into cytosol. The transcript is spliced from 29 exons. Gene Ontology annotation, molecular function: calcium channel activity. NCBI's taxonomy places the organism in Eukaryota, Metazoa, Chordata, Aves, Passeriformes, Maluridae. The record is from RefSeq and is a predicted model, not a curated record. Gene Ontology annotation, cellular component: membrane.